Mercenaria mercenaria is the source of this 1255-nucleotide messenger RNA. RefSeq lists its product as uncharacterized. The transcript is spliced from 3 exons. The coding region runs from base 10 to 336 and encodes 108 amino acids. Lineage: Eukaryota; Metazoa; Mollusca; Bivalvia; Venerida; Veneridae. The record is from RefSeq and is a predicted model, not a curated record.
GUUAUCAAGAUGGCUUGUCUUAGCAGUUGCUGGAUUUCUGUUCACCGUUUUUGUUCUUCCCUGUUCCAGAGGUUGAGGUCUUUUGCCCUGCGGCUCGGCCAGUCGCAGGGCGAGGGUGGGACUUGUACUGAGGUGACCGAGGCUAUGAGGGCACUACCUCCCGGUAGUGAUGAGGUCGUUGCUUUGGCUGUGACGGAGGAGCUGUCUACUGAGGUGACUCCCUUCGCUAGCCAGGACCCUGUCCACCCUGUUGUAGAUGUUGCGGUAAUCCCAGAGGAUACGCCCGCCGCUGACAUCGAAGGCUGCAAGAAAGAGCAUCAUAAUGCAGUUAACUGAAUUCUGUUACGAAGCAGGAAAGGGACAUCAAACAACAGUGGACAAGAUUUUAUUAUGAAGCAAAAAAAGGGACAUCAGAGUGCAGUGGACGAGAUUUUUUUUAAGAAGGAAGAAAGGAAUAUUAAAAUGCAGUGGACUGGAUUUAAUUAUGAAUCGAGAAAAGGAACAUCAAAGUGCAGUAAAUGGAAUUUUACUAUGAAAUGCAAGGAAGGGACAUCAAAGUGCAAUGGACUGGAGACUACUGGGGAGAAGAUGUUGCUUCAAAAGAUUGGCAGAGUUGCUCUUUGCAGUAGAGGAAUAUCAAAGUGCAAUCAACUGGGUUUAACAUAAAGCAAGGAAGGAUUAUCAAAGUGUUAUGAAUUAAACUGUUUCAGGACAGGAAUAAACAACAUCAAAUUCUAAUUGACUGGAUUUUCUUGGGAAGGAUAGAAAGAACAUGAGGAAGGAACAUAAAAGUGCAAUUGAUUCAGUUUUAUUAUGGAGAAAGGAAGAAACAUCAAAGUGCAAUCGACUUGGAUUUUAUUUAAGUGCAGUGGACAGACUGGAUUUUCUCAGAGUGAAGAGAGGAUAUCUUGAUAUUAAUGUGACCCAUAAAAGUGACUAUAUUCAUUUGUAGUGUUAAAAGUGAAAAAAUAACAUAAAAAUGUUAAUCAUUGGAAUUGAUACUUUUUGUGGGGGUGGGAAUCUCUGUCCUGUGUAUACCAUUUCUUCCCAUUCAUCCUAUCUUAUUUCAUCCUGACCCUGCCCAUCCCAUCCCUGAUUGGUUACCCAGAUAUGAUUGUACAUAUAAUAUAUAAUAUAGCAUAUAUUUGAAUUAAAAUAUAAAUGUAGAGCAUGGCCACAAAAUAAACAGAGAAAAGGUGUAUAAAUCAAUUUAAUAUGAAAUAUGUUGGUGUGAAAUCAUGUCUUAUUCAUGCAA